GGAGGGGGUCUAUAGGCCAUCUUCUCUUUUCUUGCACUCACUUUCACAUGAAUAUGUGAUUAACUGUUGCUACUGGUUACUACUCACACCCCCACACACACACUCACACCCUGGCCAGCUGUUCUGUCUCUCUGAGUGUGUGUGUGUGUGUGUGUGUCCCUCUCUGUCUCUCUGUCUCAGAGCAUCAGUGCCGUCGUUCACCUGCUGCCUCGAACCCACCUGGUGUUUACUGCUAGGCAAUAAACGCUGUGUGUGUGUGUGUGUGUGUGUGAGAGAGAGAGAGAAAGAGAGUGGACUUACUCUACCAACGCGCACAUCCCUCCUGUUUCUCUCAAAUGUCUCCUGCUCUAAAUAACUGCUUUGCUUCGGAUAGAUCUUCUGCUCUUCAUUGUAACAUCUGGAUACAUGUGCACAUCUGGCUGUGAUAUCGGGUUUGAGAGGGAUUUCACAGGACCUUCAGUGACCACCAGGUCUGGCCUGUGAUUAGUCAAUCCCAUCCCCCCGUUGGACAAUGGAGGAACCCGUUAUUGUGACCUGAGCUGCGUAGAUCUGAGCUACAAAGAUGACAGCAUCGGGAUUCCCUCAGACCCCCAACCUCAACGAAACACAAGCCAACCACUCACUGGAACAUGGUGCCUCUGUGCACCCUACUCCCAGCAUGCAACUGGGCACCAUGUCCAACCCACAGUCCCGUCUCCGUGAUGCCAUGGGUCUGGCGGCCAUGGUGACGCUGAACGCCGUGGCUCUGCUGGCGAACCUGGCCGUGCUGAUCGUGGUGCUGAAGGCGGCACACCUGAGGAAGUACAGCUUCGUGUGGCACCUAUGCGGUGUGGAUGUGCUGUGUGCAGCCAUCCUCAUGCCCCUUACCAUUGUGUGUGGCUCACCAUUCUUCGCUGGGGUCAUCUUUACGCCGCUUGAGUGUCGCCUGUACAUCUUCCUUAAUGCUUUUCUGAUCUCUGCCUCCAUCUUCACAGUGACAGCGAUCAGCGUCGAGCGCUACUACUACAUAGUGCACCCGAUGCGCUACGAGGCCAAAAUGACGCCCCGCAUUGCUGCCGCAGUCAUGGCGCUGGUCUGGUUGGCGUCUGCUGUCCUUGGACUGGCCACUGUGUUUGGGUGGCCCAGUUAUCGCCACCACAGUGCCAUUGCUGCCGCCCACUGCUCACUUCACUGGAGCCACAGCGGGCACCGGCGUGUUUUCUCCAUUAUCUUCUGCGUGCUUUGCUUUUGCGUCCCCGCUGCCAUCAUCCUAGCCGUGUAUGCCAACGUUUACAAGGUGGCGCACAUGGCCGCCCGACACAGGGGUCCUCUGCCUAGCUGGGUGCCUGCAACACCUCGUCCAAAACACCGUUCUGACUCCGUCAACAGCCAAACCACCAUCAUCACCAGCAGCUCAAGUGCGAGGAGAGGGACAGGGACGCACGCACCUCGCAGGCCACGCCGGACACUGGUGGGCGGUAAAGCAGCACUCACACUCGCUGUCAUCGUGGGCCAGUUUGUCCUCUGUUGGCUGCCAUACUUUGCCUUCCAUCUGCACUUGUCCCUGGGCGUCACCCAUAGCUCGGCUGACGAGGCAGAAGGCCCCGUGACGUGGCUGGCGUACUCUUCAUUUGCUGCAAACCCAUUUUUCUACGGCCUGCUGAACCGCCAGAUCCGCGAGGAGGUGUGUAAGACGAUGUGCUGCUGCUGCCGCUCGCCCAGCAGACCUGCGAGACCCCCAGCAUCCGGGCACGAUGCCUCUGCACACGAAGACUUCCUGCACUUCCUGAAGCGCAGCAGCUCGGUGGAAGCCACACACAGCAGUUACAGCACUGCAACUCCCAGAAACACACUGGACCAAACCGCGUUCAGGAUACCAGGACAGAUCCCUGAGGAACUCACCUAGGCUGCUGUUAGAAGACAUCCAAAUCUGGAACUUUCAAUUUGGAUCCAAAUCUGGAACAUUCAUAUCAUAUCCAUAUUUGGAAUGUUCAAAUCGGAUUCAAAUCUGGUAUAUUCAAAUUGGAUCCAAAUCUGGAAUUUUUAAAAUCAGAUCCAAAUCUGGAAUGUUCAAAAUUGGAUUCAAAUCUGGAAAGGUCAUAUCAGCUCCCAAGCUGGAACAUUCAAAUCAUAUCCAAAUCUAGAAACUUCAAAUCCAGAUCCAAAUCUGGAAGACUGAAAUCGGAUCCAAAUCAAUGUUCAAAUCAGAUCCAAAUCUGGAAUGUUCAAAACAGAUAUAAAGGGAAAACUGGAGAAAAGGGGGGGAAGGUACAGAAAAAAAUACUGCUCCAGAAUUCCUGCUAUUUUAGCAAUUGCUCAGAUGCCAAAAGCUGGUCUAAUCAAACGAACCAAACUGAUCAAGUGAAGAGGAAAUUAAUAAAUGUACAGUUCAAGUCUCUUUUGGGUCUGCUUUGUCAUGCUAAUAGCACGUGAUAAUGAGUGAUGUAGUCAAGACCACACACACACACACACACACACACACACACACUACACUCACUUUUAUACUGGGUUGUUUACGUACACUGACUUUUAACAUGGACUACACCACUGGUGAUUAUUUUUAAAUAAUUGAGAGAUCAGUUUUGAACAUAUUAUUAGAAAUGACCAAAUUUCUGGUCCGUCCCUCAAGUAAAACGAUCCAGUGACUUGAAUUAGACUGAAUCAGAUAUGUGAAAAUAAAAUCUGAUACUGAGGUCAGGCUGUCUGAAGUCAACUUCAGAUACUCAGGGCUGUUAGGUUUACAGAGAAGUGAGAGGAUUUGCUUACACGUAUGCCACAGUAACGCCUUGGAUUAUCGUCUUCAGCCGUGUUUUAUUCAGAACGAGAAUUUUCACCGCGAUCCGUAACAACAUCGCGGUCUUUAUUUAUUUGCCUUAAAAUACUACACGACGCAACUAUAAUGCAGUUUUUAUAUCAGACAACUUUCACUCUCUCCUUGAAAUCCAUCUAUUUUGUUAUUGAUUUAACAAAUAUCCUGUAUUUUGGUACCAAUGUUUGUUGAGUUGUUCGCUGAGUUGCCUCAUUUUACGCAGCUGCACAAUACUAAAGACUCUGUAUUAGUAUAUAUAUAUUACAUGGUGUUGUUUAAUAUUGUUUAAGAAUAUAUUUUAACAUUCAUUUUCAGUCAUUUGUGAUGUGAGUAGUUUCAUGUUGAGUUAACGAUACUGUGCAAAAUGAUAUUUAUUUGGAACCAUAUUUAUUCAAGUUCAAAAGCUGUCUUUCUGUUUUAAUUUCUGUUCAUUUUUCUCCAUGUGGCUCUGAGAUGUUUCUAAGAUCUCCUGUUUCCCUGCUGAAUAAAACACCCUUCACUCUGUCACGUG
Molecule: messenger RNA, 3299 nt
Organism: Pangasianodon hypophthalmus (striped catfish)
Lineage: Eukaryota; Metazoa; Chordata; Actinopteri; Siluriformes; Pangasiidae
Product: probable G-protein coupled receptor
Exons: 2
Coding region: 563-1885 (440 amino acids)
Biological process (GO): G protein-coupled receptor signaling pathway
Cellular component (GO): endosome; signaling receptor complex; plasma membrane
Molecular function (GO): G protein-coupled receptor activity
Source: RefSeq, a predicted model, not a curated record